Messenger RNA from Brienomyrus brachyistius, 1187 nucleotides. Its product is annotated as AT-rich interactive domain-containing protein 3B-like. Lineage: Eukaryota; Metazoa; Chordata; Actinopteri; Osteoglossiformes; Mormyridae. The transcript is spliced from 5 exons. Bases 312 to 1187 code for a protein of 291 amino acids. The record is from RefSeq and is a predicted model, not a curated record.
GUCACGGGGCGGGCCUUAGAUGCGGGGGGGGGGCACUUCAGUGGCUGGAAAGUCGAGUAAAGGGUAGGGAACCCUAUGGCGAAGCGCUCCGAGAAACGAAGUCGCCCUUUUCUGUCGAUAGUUUUUAAACAUUAGUAGCCUAUUAUAGAGUGGCGUAUUUAAUACGGCGACAGAACCCUGCGCUUCAUCGCCUUUCCGUCGGGGAGAAGAAGGAGGGCUGAAAGCCCCGUGAAUGAGCGCUGCUCCGGCGUGGUGGUUUGUGACUGAGAGAGUGCCAGCAAAGAGGGAAAAGGGUAGCUCAGGAAGCAGGGAUGGUGGACAACUCCGGCAGCAGCAAGGCGCAAAUGCCCAGCUUGUCGCAAGAGGGUAGCCUUGGCAUUGCCUAUCCUCAGGGUGGUGUCGCUGGGGUGAAGCUGGAGGCGGUGAUGGAGCAGCUCCAGCGCCAGCAGCAGGCCCGUUUGGAGAUGGAGCGGAAGGAGAGACACAUGCGCGAGUCCCACAUCAAGUAUGGGCAGCAGCUGGCAGCGCAGCAGGCCAUCCUGGCGGCCGCCCGCGCUUCAGGUGCCGCCCUGGGACCCGGCUUCCUGGGCAAGGCCCUCGGGGGUGCCGUCUCGGGGGGCGGGCAGCAGCCUCAGGCCUCCACCCAGAGCAACAUGGUGGACUCGGAGCGGGAGGACGACGAAGACCGGGGCCCAGACUCGGAGGAGGAGGACGAUGACGAAGAGGAGAUGGAGGGUGUUGAGGGCAGCGAAGAGGAUGGCGAGGACGGCGGUGGCAGUGCCCUGGAGUACCUCCGGAAGCAGACCCUAGCUCUCCAGCAGGGGGCAUCGCGACUUCCCGCCCGUCCAUUUCCUUUGUACUCUGCCGCUCCCUUGACCCCUGGGGCCCAGCGGGGCGCCUCUCCACUCGUCAGGGUGAAGCAGGAGCCCGAAGACGGGAGCCCGUUGCCGGCAGGGUCCCAGUCAUCAGCAUCGCCCAACGGACAAGCUGACUGGGGAUACGGGGAGUCCUUCAAACAGAACGGGAGUGCCGCCUGGAAUGACGAUGCUGACGGAGGCAGAGGAAGAGGAGAGGCGUCCAGGGACUUUGCCAAGCUAUACGAACUGGACAAUGACCCAAACCGCAAGGAGUUUUUGGACGACCUGUUCCCUACAUGCAAAAACGAGAUCUGCUCUUCCAAGUAUUAG